AUGGUGAGGGAUCAAAAGGUUUAUGCGUUCGACGAAACGGAGAGAACGUUUUACUACUCACCGAGGGAACGAGGGAAGGUGAAUGGGGAACAGGGAAUCGUGGACAACAUCGGAGUUAUAUGUUGGUGCGAGGCGGGUGAGUUGGAUUUGCGAGAAACAGAGAGGGUGAUGAAUGUAGAGGUGGUCAGGGGUUUCACUUUUAGAUCUCUCUACGAGAAUCUCUUUCGUUCCAGACUUGUCCACUAUGGUGAACAGAUUAUUGAUCGUUGGGAAGAAAAGAGGAUCAUGGAUGGUCGACCCCCGUUUAAGAUGGACAAAUGUUGGAGAAGGCUCAGGUUCCAAGGUUUAGUUCCAGGUGCCAGAAUGUGCGGCUCCGGUGGGAAGAUUGUGCUUUUCUGGGACGCCUCCGACGAGUCGGGAUAUCUUCAUAUUUGGUGUACGGAGAUUUCAUUGGAGAGACUCCGAGGAGGACGCCAGAUUUGGGGCUACAUUGAACGGUCUAGUAUUGUCAUGCCUGCCGUUGAACGUUUUAAAUCCCACAAGAAGGUUUUGCAUUCUCUUUCUGUCACUCUCUGA
Messenger RNA from Raphanus sativus (radish), 576 nucleotides. Its product is annotated as putative F-box/kelch-repeat protein At3g24610. NCBI's taxonomy places the organism in Eukaryota, Viridiplantae, Streptophyta, Magnoliopsida, Brassicales, Brassicaceae. The record is from RefSeq and is a predicted model, not a curated record. The coding region runs from base 1 to 576 and encodes 191 amino acids. The transcript is spliced from 2 exons.